CCUCUGUCUCCUGGGUUCAAGCAAUUCUCCUGCCUCAGCCUCCUGAGUAGCUGGGACUAAAGGGAUGCUGCGGUUAUCUGGGGGUCCACUCUACACCCUAGUUGCCUCAGUUUUUCCUGUACUUGGAGGUAUCAGCAGUGAAUGCUAUGAAACAGCAAAGAUGGCAGCCUGCCCCUUCCUCUGGAAGCUCCAUCCCAGGGCGGUACUGUCCUGUUGCCAGCAUGAAUACACGCCCUGCUUUGGAGCAGUUGGGAACUUCAGCAUUUUGAUCCACCUUUUUGGAGCUGUCUCAUGUGAAAAAUGGAUGAGACCUACGUCAGCAAACCUGUAUGAAAGUUUUCAAGACGCCUACAAGUGGAAAAUGCACUCCUCCCAGCCAAAUCAAGCUUUGCCAGAUUCCUUACAGCUGUGUGCAGUGAAAUGACUAAUGAAAGAGCCCUCUGCUGCUGGUGGAACUUUCACGUAUGGCACUGUUGUGCCACUCAGCAGGACCUGACCCUGGUAUUUACAUAUUGGAUGUCACCCCAAAAGCCCCUGACACGGGGGUUUCCGGGAUGUAAUAAGAAGCCACUCUGGGCUUUGGAAGGUGCACUGCAUGCACACCCGUACUACAGGGCAGGGAUUAGCAUUUCAGACCCCCGUUCCUCCCUCGACAAGCAAGUGCUUUUCUCCAGGGAGGACGUUCAGAUUCAUUCAUAGAUCCAUUGGUGCCAUGAGCAGCUCAGUAACAGUAGCUCUGCUGCCUACCAGCUGCUGGUGGAGGUGUUGAGAAUACCUAGAUGAGGAAGUCAGGGCCCCUGCGUGCCUGAGCAGAGCUGGAUGCCUGGCAUGGCAAUGGACACAAACCCUUGGAUAAUUUCCAUCCUUGGCGGUGUGUUCUGUAGCAUAGGUGUGAAGUGGGUGCUCUGCGAGCUCAGAAGAGGGGCUCUUAACUUAUGGGUGGCCAGGGAAGGCUUCCUGGAGCUCAAAUGACUGAGUGGAGUCUUCAACAUUAAAAAAUAAAAAGUGCUCCCCUCCACCCCCAAUUAAAAAGGUAAUACACCCAAUUGAAAUAAUUUAAACUUUACAGAAAUGUGUUCCUUUAAAGUUCAGAGAGUAAAGAGGAAGUAAUAAAGCUCAAAUCAUAGAAUGUCUAAUUAA
Piliocolobus tephrosceles (Ugandan red Colobus) is the source of this 1140-nucleotide messenger RNA. RefSeq lists its product as uncharacterized. The record is from RefSeq and is a predicted model, not a curated record. The coding region runs from base 65 to 424 and encodes 119 amino acids. The transcript has 4 exons. Lineage: Eukaryota; Metazoa; Chordata; Mammalia; Primates; Cercopithecidae.